Austrofundulus limnaeus is the source of this 265-nucleotide messenger RNA. RefSeq names its product PAS domain-containing serine/threonine-protein kinase. NCBI's taxonomy places the organism in Eukaryota, Metazoa, Chordata, Actinopteri, Cyprinodontiformes, Rivulidae. The record is from RefSeq and is a predicted model, not a curated record.
CUGGAAUACUCUGGAACGGUCUGGGUAUUUGCUCCUAUGAGCAGCCUUCUCCUCCUACGUCCAAACGGCUCCAUCUUCAGCAUCCACAACCACCUGGCCCUGACUCUGUUUGGGUACAGCCAGGAUGAGCUACUGGGAAAGAAUGUCACUUUCCUGAUGCCUGGUUUCUUUGGGUGGAUGUCUGACGACAAGGACAACCUAGAGUCUGAAUCUCAUGUGGAUGAGUGCAAAAGUCCAGCUGCAUCCAAAAUAUUAGGUGUUUCUG